AAAGUACAUGGUGAGGCCCGGGGUGCCCCGGGGGUCCCCCUCCCUUCGCCCCCUCCGCCGGGGCAGCCACGGGCAGCGCCGAGCCCUCUCCCCGCGGAGAUUGACAGCCUCCCCGGGGCGUUGCCAUGGGGAUAUACAAAUCACUCCUCGCUGAUAGGUUGAAAGGGACUAAACCCCGCCCCGGGAGGCGGGGGCAGGGCCGUAUUUCCCCUGUAUAUACGGCGGCGGGGCUCCAUUCAGGGGCCCGGCAGCGCCGAGCACCGGCGGCGGGGUGCAGGGUGCAGGCAGGGGGUGCGGCCCCCUCCCCCGCCCCCAGGGCGCUGUGCCCAAGUCGAGGAGGAGGAGGAGGGCAGGGGAAGGCUCGCAGCCCGGGGAGGUGGGGCCGGGGCAGGUGCCAGGGGAGGCAGGAAGGGGCGGGCAGGGCGCUGCCUGCUCCUCGCUAUUGGGAGCCGGUUGCAGGCAGCGGCGGAGCCUGCCCCGAGGAGCCGCAGAGUCGUGCUGGAAAGCGGCCGGUCCCGUACCGACGGCGGGGCUCAGCUUCCCGGUGGUGGUGGAGGGGGGAGAAGAACCGGCCCACAGCACCCGGCGGAGGGUCCCGGAGCCCCGGCGGAGGGUCCAGCAGCGGAGCGGAGCCCCGGCGGAGGGUCCCGGAGCCCCGGCUGAACCCCGCGGCGGUGCCCGGCUGCAUCCCGGAGAGGAGCCUCGGUCUUGGAGGGUCCUGGAACCGGGCUGAUCCCGGCUGCAAAAGCCCCCGGGCGGAGGGUCCUGGAACCGGGCUGAUCCCGGCAGCGAAGCCCCGUCGGAGGCUCCCGGAGCCCGGCGCACCCGGGAGCGGAGCCCCGUCGGGGCAGCCGGUCGCACCGGAGCCAGAAGCCUCGGUGAGCUCCGGUCGGAGGGGAGGCUCCCGGAACCCUCGGCCCCCCCAAGCCUCGGUGAGCGGGAUCCCACCCCCUCCGGUCCCUCCAUGGACUGAGAUGGCCUCGGAGCUGGCCAUGAGCGCGGAGCUGCCCACCAGCCCCCUCGCCAUCGAAUACGUGAACGAUUUCGACCUGAUGAAGUUCGAGGUGAAGAAGGAACCGGCGGAGGCGGAACGGCUGUGCCACCGUCUGCCCGCCGGUUCCCUCUCCUCCACCCCGCUCAGCACCCCCUGCUCCUCCGUGCCUUCCUCGCCCAGUUUCUGCGCUCCCAGUCCCGGUGGGCAACCGGCCCCUGGGCCCCCAACAACCACCGCCGCCUCCCUGGGCUCCAAACCGCAGCUGGAGGAGCUGUACUGGAUGUCGGGUUACCAGCAUCACCUCAAUCCCGAAGCUCUCAACCUGACGCCGGAGGACGCGGUGGAAGCGUUGAUCGGUGCCCCUCACCAUCAUCAUCAUCACCAUCAAGGUUACGAGCCUUUCCGACCUCAACCCUUCGGUGGCGAGGAGCUCCCACCGGCUGCCCAUCAUCAUCCCGGCCAUCACCAUCAUCAUCAUCACCACCUGCGCUUGGAGGACCGCUUCUCCGAUGACCAGUUGGUGAGUAUGUCGGUGCGGGAGCUGAACCGACAGCUGAGGGGCUUCAGCAAGGAGGAGGUCAUCCGCCUCAAGCAGAAGAGGAGGACCUUGAAGAACCGAGGCUACGCUCAAUCGUGCCGUUACAAGCGGGUCCAGCAACGGCACAUCUUGGAAAACGAGAAAUGCCAACUCCAGAGCCAGGUGGAGCAACUCAAGCAGGAGGUGACCCGCUUGGCCAAGGAAAGGGAUCUGUACAAAGAAAAAUACGAAAAGUUAGCCGGCCGGGGUUUCCCGAGGGAGGCCUCCCCACCCGCCGCCCCCAAACCCACCGCCGACUUCUUCAUGUGAGCCCCGAAGGGGGGUUUGUUGGGUGGGGGGGGUCCCCUUUUUCCUCCCUCCCCCCUCCAUGCGGGGAGAGCAAACCCUCUGCUUGUAUUUAAAAAAAAAAAAAAGUUAUUUUUCCCCCCUCCUUGAAACUUUGGGGAGGGGGAUGUUGAACCCCCCACACACACCCACCCACCGGGACUCGAAGCUUGGGGGGGGUCCCGGGGUGGGGUGGGGGGGUCGUGGAUCUGGAGCCAGCCUGCAUGCGGGACGUGUACGGCGCGACUCCCCACCCCCCGGGAGCAUCAGCGCUAUCCAGGUGGCUUCUCCCCCUCCCGCCCCUUCCCCCCUUUUUCCCCCCCCUUCUUUUCCUGCGUGUUUCACCACCCCCCCCCCCCCACCCUCUGAUUUGAUUUUAUUUUCCGAGGGGUCUCCACGGAUCAUCCCGGGGGGGGCCCCGGCAGCGCUGCGCCCUGCCCGGCCGGCAAACCUGAGCCACAUUUAACUUAUUCACCCUUGUAAAUAUUGUAGAAAUUAGUUAGUUUUCUGCCUUUUUUUUUUUUUCUUGAGCCUAUAUUUUGCUUGGUGAUUUACGAGAAAAACAAAAAAAAAACCAAAAUCCUUUAGAAAAGAAAAAAAAAAAAUACACGAGUCUUAAAAGUUUGUAUGUAAUAGCAUGCAAAUAAUAUCCGAGUUAAUUUAACGAUGUUGGGAAGAAGCCGAAUGCACUAUAUACAGGAAUCAAUUGGGUUAAAUAAUACUGUUUUAUAGAGAUUUAAAAUUAUCUAUGCUCUUAAAAAUAGUGGGGAGGGGGGGUGAGGGGGGGAAGAGGUAACAAUUCUAGGGUGACCUGAAAGGCAAUAUAGUAAUAUAUGGACUGCAAACGGUUGGCUGCUAUCUCACUAUGCACCAGAUUUAUUUAUUAACCCUCGGGAAAUGGAAUAUUAUUUUAACCUCGAUGUUGAAAGAAGGAAAGAAAAUGCACAUUAUUUCUUGCGCAAAAAAAAAGGAAAGGAAAAGAAUUCGUGCAAUUGUGCUUGGAGCGAAAGCGGGGCCGAUCCUGCGCGGAGGAGCGGGGUGUGUUUUUUUUUAACAAGUUGCUUAUUUAAAAAAGAAAAACCAUAAAAAAAAAUUUAAUCUUGGGGCAAACACAAGGGUCUUGCGGACAAAGCAAGCUUGGGAGCCUGGUGCAUUUUAGGUACUGAUCGUGCGAAGCGUUUUUAACGACCUGUUGUUUCGAUUUGUGACGGUUUUAACGAUGUUGCAUCAAGAUAAAAACUUAUAUUCAACUAGA
Messenger RNA from Phalacrocorax carbo (great cormorant), 3111 nucleotides. The record is from RefSeq and is a predicted model, not a curated record. NCBI's taxonomy places the organism in Eukaryota, Metazoa, Chordata, Aves, Suliformes, Phalacrocoracidae.